CAACCCCCUUCCCCAUACACAGCACAAGGCUUUGUGAAAAGAUCCAUUUUCAAUUCUUCAUCCACACACACCACCUCUCACCACCAUGGACCAAGCCACCACCACCACCACACCUCUCCUCUCAACCCCAUGGCGCCACCGUCUCCCUCUCAAAACCUCCCUCUCCUCCGAGCUCUCAGGCGCCGUGGGUGACCUCGGCACCUACAUCCCCAUCGUCCUAACCCUCACCCUCGUCUCCCACCUCGACCUCGGCACAACUCUCAUCUUCACCUCCCUCUACAACAUCGCCACCGGUCUCCUCUUCGACAUCCCUAUGCCAGUCCAGCCCAUGAAAUCCAUCGCCGCCGUCGCCGUCGCAGAAUCCUCCUCCGGCCACCUCACUGUCCCCCAGAUCGCCGCCGCUGGUCUUUCCACUUCCAUCGUUCUCCUCUUCCUUGGCUCCACUGGCCUCAUGUCUUUCCUCUACCGUUUCCUUCCUCUCCCAGUUGUUCGUGGCGUUCAGCUCUCUCAAGGCCUCUCCUUCGCUUUCACUGCCAUCAAAUACAUUCGCUAUAACCAAGACCUAGUCACUUCCAAGUCUGGUACUCCUCGUUCUUUGCUUGGCUUCGAUGGCCUUGUUGUUGCUCUUGUUUCUCUCUUAUUUCUGAUCUUAACAACUGGGGCUGGUGACCAUCACGAUGAUAAUCAAGGUGAUCACGAAAAUCAGACACUGCGUGCACGUGAUGAUGAUGAUGAUUGCAGACAACCUCGGAGUCGUCGAGAGUAUACGAGGUUAAAGUUUCUGUCUUCGAUUCCUUCGGCUCUUAUUGUGUUCUUGGUGGGGUUGUUUCUGUGUUUUCUUCGUGACCCUUCGGUUUUUAAAGAUCUAAAGUUUGGUCCUUCGAAGAUAAGUGUGUUGAAAAUCACGUGGGAGGAUUGGAAGAUUGGUUUUGUUAGAGCUGCAAUACCACAAAUUCCCCUAUCUAUAUUGAAUUCAGUGAUUGCGGUUUGUAAGUUAUCUGGGGAUCUGUUUCCAGACCGUGAGGCUUCGGCUAUGAAAGUUUCUGUGAGUGUUGCGGUUAUGAACUUUGUUGGGUGUUGGUUUGGGGCAAUGCCGGUUUGCCAUGGUGCAGGGGGGCUUGCAGGGCAGUAUAGAUUUGGGGGUAGGAGUGGUUUGUCUGUGGUGUUUUUGGGGAUAGGGAAAUUGGUUCUUGGAUUGGUGUUUGGGAAUUCUUUUGGGAUGAUUUUGGGUCAGUUUCCGAUUGGGAUUCUUGGGGUUCUUUUGCUUUUUGCUGGGAUUGAAUUGGCUAUGGCUUGUAGGGACAUGAACACAAAGGAAGAGUCUUUUGUCAUGUUGGUUUGUGCUGCUGUUUCUUUGACUGGAUCCAGUGCUGCUCUGGGGUUUGGGUGUGGGAUUUUGCUCUUUUUGCUUCUGAAAUUAAGGCAAAAAGUGGACUGUUGUGGUAAUGGGUUUCUCAGAUCCAACAAGCCUAAAUCUUCCGUUGAUGGUGAAACUAAUAGCAUCAUUCCUUAGAAAUUUGUGUUGGGUUACACACGAAAAUAGCAGCCUUGUUGCAAUUUUUGGUUGCAGGGCAAUAUUAGUAAUGUAAUUUAUGUGAAGUGGGAACUUUCUCUCUUUUUGGAUUUUAUUUUUUCUUUUUGCUAGAAGUUCUAUAAAUUAGUCAUGUUGUAUGUAGAAGUGAUAAUUAGUCUGAUUUUUGGUUCAUUCUUUGGGGAAAUUUCCUUGAACCGUGGUUUAGUGCAAGCCAUUGGGAUGGAACCAAUUUGGGCAGUAGCCACUGGUGGCGUUUCUUGCGAUUAGAAAUUUCAUUCUUGGUUUGGUAUUGUAAAAAUCUUGUGAAAAUAUUUAAUCAGUUCCCAAUUGGAAUUCA
Molecule: messenger RNA, 1871 nt
Organism: Quercus lobata
Lineage: Eukaryota; Viridiplantae; Streptophyta; Magnoliopsida; Fagales; Fagaceae
Gene: MOT2
Product: sulfate transmembrane transporter
Exons: 1
Coding region: 86-1513 (475 amino acids)
Biological process (GO): molybdate ion transport
Molecular function (GO): molybdate ion transmembrane transporter activity
Source: RefSeq, a predicted model, not a curated record